This is a messenger RNA of Dentiscutata erythropus, 903 nucleotides long. The record is from the annotation of a GenBank genome assembly. NCBI's taxonomy places the organism in Eukaryota, Fungi, Glomeromycota, Glomeromycetes, Diversisporales, Gigasporaceae.
AUGGAACAACAUUGUUAUGAAUGGGCAAAGAAAUUUGAUUUGAUUACGAAAAAGACUACAAAUAAAGAGUUUAAAAUAAGCAAGUUUGGAUUACUUAUUUGUUAUAUAUUUCCAACUGCAUCUUUCGAGAAACGUUGUCUCGCUAUCGAUUUCUUUAAUUGGUUAUUUUUUGUCGACGAUUUUGUCGAUAUAAAGAAAGAUUUAAAAGGAAAACCUGAAGAAAUAAAAAAAGAACUUAAUAAAUUCAUGACUAUUUUAAAUGAUAAUCCACAACCAGAAAUAUUUCAAAAUUCAAUCGCUAUCGCGUUAUGGGAUGUAUGGGCUAGAAUGAAAAAAAUUACUAAUGAAGAAUGGAGAAUUAAAUUUCGCAAUACUAUUUCACUUUAUUUUGAUGCAUGCUAUUUAAAUGCAUGUAAUAAACGUUCACAUAAUAUUCCUAAUUCUGUUGAAGAAUAUAUCAAGAUCAGAAGGAAUUCGGGAGCUGUAAUGACAAGUUUUAAUUUGAUUGAACCUCUGCUCGGAAUUCAAAUUUCAUAUGAUAAUAAAGAGUUGCAAAAUCUUAUGGAAUAUUGUAAUGACCAUAUAUGUUUUAUUAAUGAUCUUUAUUCGCUCAAAAAAGAAUUAACGGAAGGGGAAGUUGAUAAUAUUAUUAUAGUUUUACAACGUUCAAAUCAAUACUCAUUACGGGAAGCUAUUGAUUACGCGGUGGUGUUAAUAAAUAAUCGAAUGACACAAAUCAAAGAAGUUGUUGAUAGAUUAAUGCAGUAUAAACUAAAAAUGGAUCAAGAUACAAGUAAAUAUAUCAAUGUAUUAGUAGAUAUAGUAGUUGGUUCUUUUUAUUGGCAUAAAAUUUCAGGUAGAUAUACGGCUAAGAACAAAUAUAGAAGGAAUGGUUUAAAUUAG